CAUUUUGUUUUUCCGCUUUGCACAUUUUUUUAACAUCGACGUCGUCUCUACCGCCGCAAUUUAAAUGGACGGCUGGAGUCGGACACACAGGACGUAUUUAGGAAGUUAGAGCGAAUAAUGUGAAGGAAGAGAGACGAUGUGCUCGACGGGAACCAACAGGGAGCUGCAGCGGACGUCGUCCGACCCCGCUCUGCUGCUGGAGCUGAAGACCAGGCGUCCGCCGUCCUUGGAGGGCAGAGCGGGAUGCGAGACAUGGAGCGUGGACUUCUCCCCGGACGGAGCCUGGUUCGCCUGGUCGAUGGGACACGGCAUCGUCUGGGUGGUCGCCUGGCCGCUCGACUCUCUAGACAGUCAGAAUGGAGAGACCGACCGAGGAGACAAGAGCUUCAGUUGUGGUCAUCCCGUUUGGGGCCUCGCCUUCGGACCCAGACCCCAUAAAUCAGCUGCAGCUGCAAGGCCGGCUAAAGCAUCAUCAAACGGAAACAACAGCCUGCUUCUGGCCACCGGCCUGGAGAACGGGGUGAUCAAAAUCUGGAAUGUGUUAACAGGUGAAGCUGUAUUUGACCUCCACGGCCAUGAAGGUGUCGUGAGAGACCUGGUCUUCCCUCAGAACGGGACGCUCACACUCAUAUCGACCUCUCGGGACAAGACUUUGAGGAUUUGGGACCUGGCUCAGAAAGGUAAAAAGGUGCAGGUGCUCUCUGGCCACAAAGACUGGAUCAGCUGCUGCUGCGUAUCUUCAGACUGCAGCAUGAUUGCUUCUGUCGGCAGAUUUGACAGAAUGGUGUGUCUGUGGAGUCUGCGGUCUUAUACGUUCAUCAGGAACCUGGCAGGAGGGAUCCACAAGACCUUGUACCUCCUCUCCUCCUGUGACUUCUCUCCUGACGGGGCGUUGCUCGCCACCGCCGCCUUCAGUGGAUCCAGCUGGUGGAUCGACCUCUGGGACCCGUACACUGCAGAGAAACUGGCCACUCUGGUUGACUAUUUUGAAGAUUACGGGCAAAACCAAAUCUCAGCAAUACAGUUCUCUCCCAACGGUUUGCACUUGGCGAUGGUGACCGACGACAGAGCUCUCCGGAUCUGGGAGCCGGGGCAGAAAGGGAUGGAGAUGCAGACCAAAGUGGACCGAGACUCUAAUGGACUCUGCUGCAAAUACCAUCCACAGGGGGGAGUGGUCGCCACGGGAACCAGAGACGGCCACGUGAGGUUCUGGAAGGCCCCCCGGACGGUGCCCAGCCUGUGCCACCUGUGCCGAUCCAUCCUGCGCCACUCGGUCUCCACCCACCAGAUGGAGCCGCUGCCCCUCCCCAAGAGGAUCCUCCAGUACCUCACCUACAGGAACAUCCCCGACCGCCUCAAGACCUGCUGCUCCUCCGACGAAGAGGACUGGGAGGGUUAAAUAGGAACACUAACACAAUGCAACAACUGACAUUAACAGCGAGUGAUUGUCACGCAUAACAAAAAAAAAAAGAAAAGAGCCUUUAGUUUGCAGAUCGAGAUUAGCACAGGAAACAUCUCUCAAAGUAAUCUACUUUAGAUGCAGCCUUCCUACAUUAAGGAUUUCAUUUAUUGCACUACAUCUGUAAGACGAUGCAUAUCAUGUUCACAUGCUUAAUUGACUUGAAUAUCACCAUUUUAUACUAUUAAUUUAUUGUGUAAAUAUCAAAUAUAUACAUAUGUAUUUCUAAUUUCUGUGUUUAUCAUAAAACAGCACAUACUACUGUACUUACUGCGCUGUACCUGCACAUGUUAAUUGUUAAUAGAAGAUAACAGAGACCGGAAAUAUAGGAAAUUGUUUUAUUAAACACAUUCAAACACA
Messenger RNA from Anoplopoma fimbria (sablefish), 1819 nucleotides. RefSeq names its product WD repeat and SOCS box containing 2 (gene wsb2). Gene Ontology annotation, molecular function: protein binding. The record is from RefSeq and is a predicted model, not a curated record. Bases 137 to 1399 code for a protein of 420 amino acids. Lineage: Eukaryota; Metazoa; Chordata; Actinopteri; Perciformes; Anoplopomatidae. Gene Ontology annotation, biological process: intracellular signal transduction. The transcript has 9 exons.